UUCAAAAAGGAGCUGCGGGCCUGGAUAGCAAAGAAAGGGAACGCCAGGAGCAGGGAAGAAAGCGGAGGCGACAGAAGCUCCAGAGAACGGCGCAGGCAGAAGCGCAGCGCGUCGGGGAAAGCGUGGCAGAGCGGCCGUCUCCGUUCGCUCCUCCGGACCAUGGGCGCCUUCGUCUUCAGCGCAAGCUGGCUGGGCUUUCUCCUGUUGCUGCUCCUGCUGUUUCUACUGCUGGUGGCCUCCCUCAGCGGGAGGACUAGGCGGCCUGAUGAACCUCCACUUGAUAGAGGUCACAUUCCUUGGCUUGGGCAUGCACUGGCAUUUGGUAAAGAUGCUGCCAAGUUCCUGUCUGAGAUGAAAGAGAAGCAUGGUGAUAUUUUCACAGUUCAAGUUGCAGGAAAAUUCAUAACUGUCUUAUUGGAUCCGCUUUCCUAUGAUGUGGUGCUUUGGGAAUCGUGUGCCAAGCUGGACUUUGGCCAAUAUGCACGUAUUUUGAUGAAACGGAUGUUUGAUGUGACACUCCCGAAUUAUGAUUCAAAUGCGGAAAAGGCCAUGCUAAGACCCACUCUAAAUGACAAAAAUCUUCACAGCCUGACUAAGGCCAUGUGCCUUAACUUACAAACCAUUUUGCUUCCUGGACCUGAUGUAGCCAGUGGGCAGUGGAAAGAGGAAGGACUGUUUCAUCUCUCCUACAGCACUUUGUUCAGAGCUGGAUUCUUGACAUUGUACGGAAAUGAAAGCAAGAAUUAUGAAGAUGUUAACUGUCAAGCUAAAGAUCGAGCUCAUUCGAUGGAAGUUUAUAAUGUAUAUUAUAAAUUAGACCGAUUUUUGAUGAAAGCUGCCCGGUCAACUUUAAGUGUAGUGGAAAAACGGACAUUUUACAACACCAGGAAGGAUCUCUGGAACUUUUUUUCUAUGGAAAGACUGAACAGCAGAGAGAACCAAAGUGUUUGGUUGAAGACCUAUAAGGAGCACUUGGUAGACCUUGGUGUGAAUGAAGACAUGCAAACUAGAGCCAUGGUGCUGCAACUCUGGAGUACUCAGAGUAAUGCUGGCCCAGCAGUUUUUUGGCUUCUCCUGUUUCUUUUAAAACAUCCUCCAGUCAUGGCAGCAGUUCAAGCUGAAAUGGAAAAACUAUUUAGAAACAGACGAUUAGCAACCAGGCCAAUUUGUGAGAUAAUCAACCAAGACAUUUUGGAUAGCACACCCAUUUUUGACAGUGCCUUCAAUGAAAGCCUGCGUUUGUCAGCCGCGCCGUUUAUCAGCCGAGAGGUCCUUCAGGACAUGGCCCUGAGGCUGGCAGCUGGCAGAGAGUACCACCUGAGGAAAGGAGAUAGGCUUUGCCUCUUCCCAUUCAUAAGCCCUCAGAGGGACCCUGAAGUCUACGAGGAGCCAGAGAAGUUCAUAUAUGACCGGUUUCUCAAUUCAGAUGGCACAGAAAAAAAAGACUUCUAUAAAGGAGGACAAAGGCUCAAAUAUUAUAAUAUGCCAUGGGGAGCAGGAAUAAAUGUCUGCAUUGGAAAGUUCUUUGCAGUUAAUAACAUCAAACUAUCUGUUUUCCACCUCUUAAACUGUUUUGAUUUGGAACUGAUAGAUCCUGCUCAGGAGAUACCAGGCUUUGACAAGGAGAGAUAUGGUUUUGGAAUGCUGCAGCCAGAAACGGAUGUCAGAAUACGAUAUAAAUUGAAAGACCAGUAAAGUGAUGAUCCAUUUCUCCAGUCAUUCUGUCUAGUGCAUAAUCUGCAAACAAACAAUGUUUGUUAGUUACCGUUGGAAUUAAUUUUGGGGUCCCUUUACUAAAAGGAUGGCAAAUGUCUAAUAUUGGACCACAUUCUGCUUUUCAAUUUUCUGAAACUGUUCUCCACCUUGUGAAAGUUGCUUAAGUUUUUCUACCUCAUUCUCAGGAUGUUUCAGAAGUCAUGAAGAAAUCUGUCUAAUAUAAGCUAUUGUGGGUGAGGCCAUUACUUUUUCAGUUUGACCUCUCUCCAUCACUCUGUAGCCUCUCAGCUUACAAUGACUUCUUAUCUGAAAAAAAAAUCCUUGUAGAAAACAAGAGGUAUGUGUGUGUGUGUAGAUCAUAGGAGGAAUACUUUACAAUGAAUUACCAGCAUACUUCAUUUCUCGUUGGGUACAAACAUAAUGGAAUUAAUGCAAAACACCACACUCCUUUUAUAUGGAUUUUAACUGAAAUUCCUUUCUGUGUUUAAAAAAAAAAAAGAAAAGGCAAAAGCACUUUUUAAAAAUCAGUUUGAAUUCAGAAAAAUAUUCUGGUCCAGCGCUCCGUUGGUCUUUUUCAUCUGGUCCUCCAGAUGUAGUGGCUGAGAAUUCUGAGAAUUAUAGUUUAAUGCAGCUGGAAAACAUCAAGUUAGAGAAGCUGAUUUCUGCUUAUCUAUGAAAGUGCAUGUUAUGUUAUUCUGCAAGUUGCUGAUACUUUUGAUCAUAUUUUUGCAGGGUAAUACCCCAGUAUU
Molecule: messenger RNA, 2465 nt
Organism: Thamnophis elegans (Western terrestrial garter snake)
Lineage: Eukaryota; Metazoa; Chordata; Lepidosauria; Squamata; Natricidae
Gene: PTGIS
Product: prostaglandin I2 synthase
Exons: 10
Coding region: 160-1695 (511 amino acids)
Biological process (GO): prostaglandin biosynthetic process
Molecular function (GO): oxidoreductase activity, acting on paired donors, with incorporation or reduction of molecular oxygen; heme binding; prostaglandin-I synthase activity
Source: RefSeq, a predicted model, not a curated record